Molecule: messenger RNA, 645 nt
Organism: Mizuhopecten yessoensis (Yesso scallop)
Lineage: Eukaryota; Metazoa; Mollusca; Bivalvia; Pectinida; Pectinidae
Product: apolipoprotein D-like
Exons: 5
Coding region: 25-597 (190 amino acids)
Source: RefSeq, a predicted model, not a curated record
GAUAUCGACAUUUAUAACACGACAAUGUCGAUCAUGGCUGUACAAGUGGAAGUAUUGUUCCUUCUAGCAUUACUUGCAAUGAUGACAACCAUCAGCGCCAAGGCCAAGUGUCCUACAGUACCGGUCAUUGCUGAUUUCAGCACAAAGUUGCACAGGGGCACCUGGUACGAGAUCGAAAGGAUUGAUAACCCGUUACAGAUGACAGCAAAGUGCAUUUCGUACACAUAUUGUCCAAAACGAAACGGUGACAUGCGUGUUUCCUACGGCAGGCUAGAACUUGCGAUGUUAAACAGAACGACGACCAGAGGCACCCUUACACGUAUUGAUAGGAAAUAUCCGAAUCAGUUCAAACUGUCACUCGAAGCCAUCAACGAUCUGGACCAAAGCGUCAUAUACACGGACUAUAAAAAGCACGCUGUCUUGUACGGAUGUGAGGGCGGUAUCGAAUUCGCUUUUAUACUAUCCCGAGAGAGAAAGCCUAUAGGGAGGAGGACACUCCGACGAUUGUAUCAGUACCUGAGAGAUCUGGGUACCGACGUAAACCAACUAAUCACCUCCGACCAGACCGGAUGUGACGUCUGUUCCAGAGUUUGCUAACUCUGCUUUCACUAUGCGCUGAUUUAAAUGAAAUAUAAACAAAAGCAU